Messenger RNA from Dimorphilus gyrociliatus, 1078 nucleotides. NCBI's taxonomy places the organism in Eukaryota, Metazoa, Annelida, Polychaeta, Dinophilidae. The record is from the annotation of a GenBank genome assembly.
GAUGUCUCCCCCGCCUCCCCCGCGCCCUUCUUCCACAAGCCUAAGUCAACUUAUCCGUGAAGAACGCGUCGCCUCUAAUCCCUCCCCACCUAGGCCUACCCUUGCCCCCGGUAUCGACUCGUCACCGGUGGCGCCCCUGGUGGUCCCCGAUUCCCCCCCGCCGCCUUCGUGCGAUACGGAGAGGGAUGGUUCCUACGACGAGGACGCUGACAUUAUCCCCAGUUCUCUCGUCCCUUCUUCCUCUUCUCCCCCCCCGCUUUCUUGUCCCCGCUCUCCCGCUCGAGAUUGGUCUCCCCCUCCGCGGUUGGAUCGGUCGGUGUCCCGUGACCACGAGGUUACUAAUGAUAAUAAUAAUAACAGUCUCCUCCCCGACCCCCCGUCCCCUCCUCCUGCGCACGUGUCCCAUCAACAGCUUGAACGGGAACGCGAGGAGCAACUUUCGGGUUUCGCUGCCGCUAUCCUAACUGAGUUUGCCCCCAAGAUUAUUGGAAGUCAGUCCGAAUGGUCCCGCGUGGAAGAAGUUUUCGACGCCUGGGUUCUCGCCAUUUCCAACGCCAAGUCCAGGGUGCAUGAGAGUGCUGGCGGUAGAGUCGCGAAUAGGAACUUUGCUCGCCCCCCUCCGAAUGCGGCUAACAAUCAAUGGCAAGCGGCUACUAAUAUCCAAAGGGCCUACAAGCGUAAUCCGGCUAGCACUUUCCGCCGUAUCGCUAACCCUGAGGAGACCAAGUGUUCCGCUUCCAUUGAAGAUAUGACCUCUUUCUUUAUUGAAUCGGUCGCCCCUCCUCCUCCUUCAUAUCAGUGGUCUCCCGACAGGGAGUUUCUUCCGGCCGCGGCCCCACCGCCUGACCCAGAAGACGUUCAACUCGCCAAUGAAAUCCCCCCUGCUCUCACCCCCGAUACCUUUAACUUCGAAAGCAGGGCCAUCGACGGCAUAGAAUUGACCGACCCUAACCACCCCUUGCUCCGUCCCCAUCCCGCGCUGAGAUUGUCGGCCAGCUUAAGCGAACCAACAACUCUGCUCCCGGUCUUGACGGCAUCACCUACAAGGAUCUUAAGAAAUUCGAUCCGAAAGGCUUAA